AUGUUUGCUGUAAAUGGGCCCAGCGGACCAUCGUCACGCCAUGAACGGCGUGUAAAGAGCGACCGACAGCGAAAGGAAGAGAAUGAAACCACGAGGUGCUUGGCAGAGAAAACAAAAAAGCACUUUUUUCGGGAAAAGCAUGCGCAAGCUGCCACCAACAAACACGAAAACGGAAAGGAGUUUCCCAAAAAAUCUGAUAUUUUUAAGGGUUGUCAGAUUGUGUUUAAUGGGCAAACGGGCAAAAUAUCUUUGUACUAUUUGGCAAAGUUGGUAAAGGAGCAUGGUGGUAACGUCGCAUCGUCGAUGGCUACGCGCAUCACUCACAUGGUUGGUUCCAAUUUGAACGGAUCCAAAGCAGAUAAAGUGCUCAGGAGCUCUGGCAAGUUCAAAUUUGUGAGCCCAGAGUGGAUCUUGCAGUCAAUCAAGCAUAAGACACGCCAGCCCGAGUUCGAGUUCCUCGUGUACAAGGACUCUCAGGCAGCACGCUCACUCCGUGCUGGAUUCUCGCGAGCUGCUUCAUCAAACAAGUGA
Messenger RNA from Peronospora farinosa, 531 nucleotides. The record is from the annotation of a GenBank genome assembly. NCBI's taxonomy places the organism in Eukaryota, Oomycota, Peronosporomycetes, Peronosporales, Peronosporaceae.